GGUAUCAGCACAGUUGAAGCUCUACGACGAAGACACUAAGAUGCUGAAAUAUUCUUUGAUCCUGAUUCUGAUCCUUUUGGUUGCAGUCUGUUGUUUCUCCGCGGAGUUGCCAGGAAAUGCCUACUUGCCACCGUUGAGACACAACCAACGUCUUUCCGAAGAUAUCCCACAAGUUGACAAUGGAUUCCUCAUCGAUAUUGAACAGGAUUCGUUGGGAAGGUACGCACCCAUCUUUGUGGACUAUCCGGGAAUUCAGCAUUUGCUAAGACAGCAACAGGAAUACGCAUUGGAUCUGCCGUUCGAGGACAAACAACAUAAUCGGAAACUGGACCUGAGUCUUGAAAAUGAUUCUGCUGCUAACAGAAGAUGGUAGGCAUCUUUUGAAGUACGAGAAUAAUAAAUAAAGGCAACGACAAAUUAUUACG
Drosophila melanogaster (fruit fly) is the source of this 425-nucleotide messenger RNA. RefSeq lists its product as uncharacterized. Bases 41 to 373 code for a protein of 110 amino acids. NCBI's taxonomy places the organism in Eukaryota, Metazoa, Arthropoda, Insecta, Diptera, Drosophilidae. The transcript has a single exon. The record is from RefSeq and is marked reviewed.